AUGGCGGAUCACGAACAUCAAAAACAUAUUUCCGAUUCCGAAGAAGAUUCCAUAAUGGAAGAGAGAGAGGAAAGAGAAGAGAAAGUAGAGAAAGAGGAGAUCGAGGAGAAAGAGGAGAAAGAGGAGAAAGAAGAGAGUGUUGAUCAGAGUUCUGAUCAUGAGAGUGACACCUUCGAGGAUGCCAAUGAUGUUGAAGACAUUGCCGAUACUCUUACCUCCCCAGUUGAAAGGACCAGAUCUUUAACGAAACGAAGAUCAUCAUCUAUUAAGAGCAAUACACAAGAUAGCAGUACCGAUAUCCCAUCAGUCCCAACAGUACCACUUCCAGAAACGCAUGGCGAAACGAAUGACGAACAAAUAGAAUCCGAUAGUCCACCACCUAAAUCUCCCCUUUUAACAUCUCAUCGCAUGUCCGCUACAUCCCUCCAUAAUGUGAAUCUCGAAGACGGUGAUGAUUUUGGAUCGCCUCCACCGCCUCCUCCCCUUUCGAAAGUAGCACCAGAUGAAUCAAGACCUGAUCAACCACCCGAAUUACCUCCAAAGCCCAAUACCGUAACUCCAAUGCAGGGCCUCUCUGGAGCUCUUCCAGAUGUGCCAUUCUCACCGCCCCCUCCUCCUCCUCCUCCUCCUCCCGCACCUGCCAACCUCCCUGCGCCAACACCUGUCACCAGAAAACUAACCAGUCCGUUCUCGUGGCUGUCGAGAAAUACCUCGGCUCCCAAAGAGAACGUCAAGUCACCGCCAUUACCUCCAUCUCAAGCAACUGAGCGUAGACAUACCGCUUCUUCGAUAGCAACCAUUAGCAGUAAUCCCGAAAUGAUGUUAAACAAAUUGGAGGAGGGUAAUGACACAGACGCUGCGAAUGGAGUUAGACGACCUGCGAGGAAUAGUUUAAGGGACAGAUUUAAGCUUGUGAGAAUGCGAGAAGAGGCCGGCAUAACAGAGCUGCCUGAAGAAAAGGAUGAGGCAGGCAAUACAGCAUUUGGGGGUCUCAUCAGGCAAGGUACAAGUCUUGGUUUAGGAUUUGCCGCCUCACACGACGACAAAGACCCCUCUCCCGUAUCUCCCGGUCCGCCUACGAGUCCUAAUCCAGUCAGUGUCAACCCCGCACUAGCCCCCGGUACGGCAUCUGGAGUUUCUGCAGGCCCUUCUGCAAUGGGUGAUCCAGAAGCACCGGUCGAUUGGGAUUUAUGGCAAAACGUUGUCUGGGAAGGGCCAGCUGCAGUUGCAAGAACAAGUGCAGAAGAACUAAAUCACGCUAUUGCAACUGGUAUACCGCAUGCUAUCAGAGGUGUGGUGUGGCAAGUAUUGGCGGAGAGUAAGAAUGAAGAGCUCGAGGUUGUCUAUCGAAAUUUGGUCAAUCGAGGUACAGACAAGGACAAGGACAGGAUGAGUACAUCUAGUGGGGCACAAAGCAAUGGAUCAAUAAAAGAGACUGUGGUUUCAUCAGCAUCAUCAAUACAUUCCGAGAAGUCUACUCCCGCUACAACAAUCACCAAUGGAAUGAGAUCUCCCUCUCCCCCUAGUGAGAAGGAUGUAGCCGUGUCUUUGGCUGAAAAGAAAAGGAAAGCCAAGGAGGAUGCGGCGGCAUUGACCAAACUCGAGAGAGCCAUAAAGCGGGACUUGGGUGCUCGAACAAGUUAUUCGAAAUUCGCUGCAAGUGCUGGACUACAAGAUGGAUUAUUUGGCUUAUGCAAGGCAUAUGCUCUUUAUGAUGAAGGUGUUGGCUAUGCACAAGGCAUGAAUUUCUUAGUUAUGCCUUUGCUUUUUAACAUGCCCGAAGAAGAAGCAUUCUGUCUAUUAGUACGACUUAUGAAUCAGUAUCACCUUCGAGAUCUCUUUAUUCAGGAUAUGCCAGGUCUACAUAAACAUCUUUAUCAGUUUGAGAGAUUAUUGGAAGACUUUGAACCAGCAUUAUAUUGCCAUCUCCAUCGACGUCAAGUCACGCCCCACCUAUAUGCCACGCAAUGGUUUCUAACUCUUUUCGCCUAUCGAUUUCCAUUACAACUUGUGCUUCGAAUUUACGAUCUCAUUUUAAGCGAGGGUCUCGAAGCUAUUCUCAAAUUUGGAAUUGUACUCAUGCAAAAGAAUGCAGCUCAUCUACUCACCCUCAAUGACAUGGCUGCAUUAACUACAUUCCUGAAAGAUCGACUUUUCGAUGUUUACAUUGAUGCUUCUCCUUCCGCAGGAUCAAUUCUGGAAUCUGGUUUCUUUGGAAAUUCAGGAGCAAGUAUUGAUAAGGAAGUUUACCGAGCAGAUCAUAUGAUUCAAGAUGCUUGUGCCGUCAAAAUCACUCCUAAAAUGCUGGAAACUUACGCAUUAGAGUGGGAGGAAAAGACCAAGAUAGAAAAGGAUCGGGAAGCAGAAUUGGAACACCUAAAAUCAACAAAUAUCUCUCUCACACACAAAGUUCGACGUUUAGAAGAAAGAGUCGAAUCUCACGAUACGGAACACGCAGCUUUGGCGACUGAAUUGGUUCGAACUAAAGUCGAAAAUCAAGAGAUUCAUGAAGAAGCCGAAACUCUUAAAGAACAAGUUAAAGAACUGAAAAAUGUAAUUGAUAAGCUACCGGAUGAGAUUGAAGCGAAAUUACAGAGUGAGAUGGAUAGAUUGAUGAAGAGGAAUCAAGAAGUUCAUGAAGAAAAUCAAAAAUUGGAGGAUGAAAUGAAUGAAAUGGAACAAAACUUGGUGGAAACAAAAAUGAAAUAUGCUGAGAUGAAUGCGGCCCAUGAAGCUCUAACUCGUAAAUGGACGGAUUUGAGGAAAGCUUUGGGUGAUUAA
Molecule: messenger RNA, 2781 nt
Organism: Botrytis deweyae
Lineage: Eukaryota; Fungi; Ascomycota; Leotiomycetes; Helotiales; Sclerotiniaceae
Exons: 5
Coding region: 1-2781 (926 amino acids)
Source: RefSeq, a predicted model, not a curated record